Molecule: messenger RNA, 1548 nt
Organism: Lodderomyces orthopsilosis Co 90-125
Lineage: Eukaryota; Fungi; Ascomycota; Pichiomycetes; Serinales; Debaryomycetaceae
Source: the annotation of a RefSeq genome assembly
AUGAGUUUGUCGGAUAAAAUAAGCGACGAUCUUGAAAAAGAUCAUGGUCAUCACCUUUUGGAAGCUAUUCCGGAGGGACACAUCAGUUCAAUCAACAAGACUGGGUUAGAGCUUUAUGAAAAAGCUCAAGAUGUUUCUGAAGAAGAGGAUGCUGAAAUGUACAAAAAGAUUGUACGAAAAUUAGAUUAUCGAAUUGUUCCAUUGUUAUGUUUCACCUAUAUGCUCCAGUUUUUAGAUAAAUUGUCAUUAAAUUAUGCAUCUGCUUACACCCUUAUUGAAGAUUUAGGCUUAGAAGGACAAAGGUAUUCAUGGGUUGCUGCAGUUUUCAAUUUUGGGUAUUUAUUUUGGGCCUAUCCAGGAAACUACAUCAUCCAAAAAUUACCAGUGGCUAAAUAUACCUCGUUUAUGUUGUUUUCAUGGUCAAUUAUUUUGAUUGGUCAUGUUGGGUUGAAAAAUUACCCUGGUGCAUUGGUCAUUAGGUUCUUGUUGGGUAUGUUUGAGGCAGGCAUCAGUCCUUCAUGUAUGAUGAUUUGUGGUUCAUUUUACACCAUUCAGCAACAGCCUAUUCGAAUGUGUUUGUUUUUAUCUUUCAAUGGUAUUGCAACCAUGUUGGGUGCAUUAUUGGCUUUCGGAUUGGGACACGUUCAAAAUUCCACAGUUACUCAAUGGCAAUUGAUUUUCCUUGUUAUUGAUUGAUCAACUUUGUAUGGUCAAUUAUCUUCUUUUGGUUCUGUCUGUCCUGACUCACCACAAGCAGCCAAGUUUUUGUCGGCGCAGGAGAAAUCUAUUUUGAUUAAAAAUAUUGCUAAGAAUAACCAAGGUGUCAAGGAUCAAAAAUUCCAAAAGCAUCAAGCAUUUGAAGCGAUGAAGGAUACUACCGUGUUGAUGUUGGGUGCCAUUGGAUUGGCAAGUGGUGUCAUCAAUGGUGGAUCGUCAAAUUUUAUUUCAGCAUUAAUUAGAGGGUUUGGUUUCACAGGUAUCGAAACUACAGCAUUGCAAUUGCCAUUAGGUGCAAUUGAGUUGGUAUUCGUACUUGUGGGUGGUGUCAUUGCACUUAAGGUUAGAAAUACUAGAUGUAUUGUGUUAUUCGUGUUUUGCAUAGCUCCGUUAGGUGGAUUGAUUGGUAUUCAGACAAUACCUUUGGAGAAAAGGUGGGAUUUGGUUGGGUGUUCAUUCCUACAGUAUAUCAUUGGGGGUCCAAUUAUUAUGUGUUGGAUUUUGUUAAAUGCCAAUGUUUCGGGAAGUUCAAAAAAGACUACAGCAAACGGGUUGUGGUUCUUGAUGUAUGCUGCAGGAAAUAUCACCGGAGCUAAUAUCUUUUAUGCCGAUCAAGCACCAAAGUAUAGAUCAGGUAUUAUGGGAAUGUUAACAAGUUAUUGCGGAAUAAUGGCUUUGGCAAUCUUAAUUAGAUUGGUGUACAUGAGAAGAAACAGUUUGAGAGAUAAGGAGUUGGGUAAACAAACUCAAGAGCAAGCAGAGCAAGCAGUUUUGAAUGGGUUUAUGGGUAUGACCGAUUUUGAAAAUAAAGGCUUUAGAUACUCCUUGUAA